Cyclospora cayetanensis is the source of this 3243-nucleotide messenger RNA. RefSeq lists its product as uncharacterized. NCBI's taxonomy places the organism in Eukaryota, Apicomplexa, Conoidasida, Eucoccidiorida, Eimeriidae. Bases 1 to 3243 code for a protein of 1080 amino acids. The record is from RefSeq and is a predicted model, not a curated record. The transcript has 13 exons.
AUGCUCUUGCAUGCUCUUUCACAAACCAAUGGAGGGAGUGGGGUCCCCCGUGGGGGGUUCCUUGUUUCCCACUGCGAACAGGCGACUGCGACGCAAACUCGCCUUUCCAUUAAGGGCUCCCCGCUUCCAUCGAGGCUUUUGCCUCUCGCUUCUCACAGAGGAUGGAAGCGAGUGAUGAGGCAACUUGUAUGCUGCGCGCUGCUUGGAGUCCUUGCCUGGGUGGGGCAGGCACACUGCCAGGCGCGAGACACGUGGCCUUCGCGACACAACGGAGUGGGAUUCUCUUUGCUUCAACUCACAUCAUUGAAAAAGUCAACUGAGCCAAAUGCGGAAGUGGAGGAGGCGCGAGGAGCUGUGAAGGGUGGUGGUGAUGGCAAACCCACUGUGGCUGGUUCGGUUGUUGAUCCCUUCUCCGCAGCGCAGGUUUUGAGCACCGACAGCUUUAAGAAGCAGCUUCUCGCAAAAGUUCACCUUCAUAGAACCCCGGAUGAGGCUGCAGACGGAACAAAGCCAACAGAUACAACGCCGUCUCUGCUAGAAGAGCAAAACCAGGUGAAAGAGGCAACGCAGCGUAGCGCGGCAACUGGCUUUCCGAAGGCCGGUGCAUGGCUUCAGUUAAAGAGAGUAAACGCAGAAGGGGAGUCAGAAGCAUCGAAUGAUAGACAUAGAGAAAUCGAGAAAGACGAGGCAGUUGGCGAGGUGACAGACAAAGCAGACGACACAAACGAAGAUACAACGGAGCUAAAACUGCCAGCUAACUUUCAUUUUCCUCGUAUUCAGCAACACUUGCCAGUACUGGCUGAAUUUUUUGAAAAUACUCAGGACCUCGAUGAUGACGAGAAUGAAGGAGCACUCAAGAGUGAAUCCCGGACAGCAGCCAUGGAGGCACCUGCAACUUCCUUAGUGGAAUCCACUUCUACUACAGCAGGAAAAGCUGACGGAGAGACAGCCAAGGAGAGUAAGAGCGAGGAAGAUGAAGCGGAAGAGGAGGAGGGCAGCGAAGCAGAGCCACAAUCCAGUGAAGAACCCAAAACAGGAAAACCGGAGUCCAGGCAGGAAGGAAAUAGUACAAAAGCAAGCGGCGCCGAAGAAAGCCAAAAUAACAAGAGCUCUCAGGAGGCAGCUGAACAAAAGGAUUCGCAGGAGUCAGCUGGUAGCAGCAAAGAGGCUGCGGAAGGAACAGCCAAAGAUGAGGAAAGCAGCAAGGCUUCUGCAGAGCAUGAUUCUUUGCAUGGCACUAGCGUGCGUGAAGAAGCUCCUUUCCCCAAGGAGAAUAGAGGAUCCCACAAUGAGGGUUCCAUUUCAUCACACAACGACGCCUCCGCAACGGAAAAGGAGGACAAAACGCCAAACAAAAGCAAUAAUUCAGCGCAAGGAGCAGAGACAAAGGCGGAAGAGGAUGUGCAUAGUGCAACGGAGAGCAAGGUUUCGAACGGCAAAAUAGCAGCAGAGGCAAAGCGUGCUGACGAACAGCAGAGUAGACAUGAUGCCACAGCAAAGGCAACAAAAGCUGUCACUGCACCACCCGAGAAGACAGAAAAGGAAAAGGAAGAGGAGCAGCACGUACACAACAAGGAGGUGGCAGAAAAGGCCACGAAAUUGGCAAACAUGCAGCGAAUGGAGCAAGAAGCCCUACUGAAGCUGCACAUGUUGGGAGAAGGCGGCCCACGGAAGAGCGUCCAGCUUCCUUCUGGCACUUCAUCGAUGAGCGUGCAGGACGAGGAGCAGCACAGGCAGCUGGAGAAAGCAACCAAGACGGCUCAAAGCCUUACAAUGCAUCUGCGUGUGCAGCGCGAAUUGAAACAAAGGGAAAUGGCCAUAAAGCAGAAGGAGAUUGCGCACCUAAAUCUCCUAAAACACAUCCAGGUUCUUAUGCAGUCCGCCGUAUCCAGUGCCUGGAACAAGCUCACAGACAUUCAAAAUACCUUGAAGCAGCUGGCGCUUGAAAGUGCAUUGGUAAAUAAACAGUUCCUCAAAGAAACGGACAACCGAGUAUUGCGCCCUCAGGAGCUUCCUCUGGCAGUGUCCGGUGAAGAAAGAAAGACCCAGGGAAGCCUUGCGAAGAAAACUGGGAUCUCUGCCCUUGAUUGCCCUGUUGAGUGUGCACCAAAGACCUGCGACAACAAACCCACCUUUCCCACGCAUUGCUUCCGAUAUGAUCUGGUGGCUGGUGGCGGAGGCUUUAGGACUUGUGCGCCGUUCCUCGAUGACAGGACUGCAACCUGCCCAGAUGGUUAUACGCGCUGCGCAAUGGCGGCUCCCGUACGCGGACGAAAAUAUGAGCUCUUAAAUUCACCAGCAAACGACCCUCUUCCACAAGCGCUAUUCAUUAAAGGGAACAAUAUGCACAGCUGUCUUAAACUUAUGGCUGUACACAGGAAAACAGAGUGCAGCCCUGCAGAUGCACAGUCGGUCUUAUCCGCAGUGAAGGAUUCUCAGAAUGCGGAAAAUUCACCACCCCCCCGAGUUCUGGAGAAUGGGGUUAUCUUCGAGAACAUUCAAAUUCGCUCACCGGGGGAAUAUAAGUUAUGCAUGCUGCAGUAUUGGAUUCCCCCAAGAAGUCCCAAGGGGGAAGUCAUCGUCCUGGGUGUUGAUGAAAUUGGAACAGUUUUAGUCCAAGAUAUAACUCAUGUGCAGAAGCAAAUAAGCCAAAAGGAGGCAGAGGCUGCUGCUGCUGCUAAUGAGACAAAUGCAGGUGCAAGUGUAAACCCUCAUCUUGCUGGAGAGAGGGGGAAGAACGACGAAAUACGUGAACAGGGAGAUAAAAACGAAGCGGAAGAGAAUUUGUCACACCGAGAAAGCAAAGAAUCACAGAAGGUGCCGCAGCCAGAAACGUACGAUAAGAGGUCCAGAUUCUCAUAUGGGCAAAGUGGAGGCCCUCUUGUUAUGGGAUGUUCUGGAACGUACAUGGCGGGGUCCAGGCUUGGCGAUUUGUUUUUACAAAGCGGACAGCCAGCAAGGCGCUUAGCAAGCAGAGGACGCUCCAGCUUAGCUGGUUUCCCAAUAGGAAUCGAUACACAUUUUGCUGAAUCUUUAUGUUCUAUUUCACCACUCCCAUAUGCUUGGGUACACACGAUAUGGCGUAGGAAGACGCUCCCAGUAUUCUCGGCUUAUGUGCGAGGAAGUAGUCGAAGGGGGGGAGAAGGGAGAGGCCUUGUGGGUUGUAUUGCCAUCUGGAGCCCCCUGACUGUACUCUCAAAGUGUAUAACUUUUGCAACGAAGGGCGAACCCAACGGCUCGUAG